AAGCCGCCCCGCAACUGGAAGAGCUGGCGCAGCGCGCCGAGCGCGGGAGCCGCGCGGGCCGGAGCGGAACGGCCGCACUGCCCCCCUGCUCCCAGCGCACCCGCCUCCGUUCCGCCUCCGUCCAGGGCGCGGGCGAGGUGGCCCGGGCGCUGGGAACGCAGGGGGCAGGGCCGCGGUGGCGGCGAGGCCCGGGGGCGGGGAGGAUCGGGACCCGAUAAAAGGCGGCGCGCGGCCCCACCCCACGGCAGGCCGGCGGACAGGCUCAGCGCGUCCCUUCCGUCCGGCCCGCGCCGGCGGCGGGAGGCGGCGCGCGCGGCCUGCAGCCUGCCCAUGGAGGCUUUUCCCUGGGCGCCCAGCUCGCCCCGCCGCGGCCGCGCCCCCACGCCCAUGGCGCUCGUCCCCAGCGCCCGCUACGUGAGCGCCCCGGGCCCGGCGCACCCGCAGCCCUUCAGCUCGUGGAACGACUACCUGGGGCUCGCCACGCUCAUCACCAAGGCGGUGGACGGCGAGCAGCGCUUCGGCUGCGCCCGCAGCGGCACCUCCCCGCCCUCCUCCCCCUCCUCGUCCUGCUGCUCCCCCCACGCGGGGGCUGGGCCCGGGGCGCUGGGGGCACCCGACUACGACGAGGACGACGACGACAGCGACAGCGACGAGCUGGGGCCGCGGGGCCGCUACCUGGAGGGCGCGCUGGAGCUGCGGGCGCUGGAGCUGUGCGCGGACCCCACUGAGGCCGGGCUGCUGGAGGAGCGCUUCGCCGAGCUGAGCCCGUUCGCGGGCCGCGCCGCCGCGGUGCUGCUGGGUUGUGCGCCUGCCGCCGCUGUCGCCGAGGCGGCGCCGCGCGAGGAGCCGGCUCCGGCGUGGGCGGCCGAGCCCCGGCUGCAUGCUGCCUCCGGGGCGGCCGCCGCCCGGCUGCUCAAGCCCGAGCUGCAGGUGUGCGUGUUCUGCCGGAACAACAAGGAGGCGGUGGCGCUCUACACCACCCACAUCCUGAAGGGACCGGACGGGCGAGUGCUGUGCCCCGUGCUGCGCCGCUACACGUGCCCCCUGUGCGGCGCCAGCGGCGACAACGCGCACACCAUCAAGUACUGCCCGCUCUCUAAAGUGCCGCCGCUCCCUGCUGCCCGCGCCCCACCUCGCAGCGCCCGAGAUGGCCUGCCGGGCAAGAAGCUGCGCUGAGGACCUGGUUCCAGCCCGUUGGCACUAGGGUCACCUCCGGCCCCAUCUCCCACUUUUGAUCAGCGCGCCCUGUCUUCCUUGGCUGGGGAGCGUGGAACUCAGCAGUUGACAGCUCGUAGUGGUUUUUCCGAAGCGGGCCGGUUGGGGAGUGCUUUACCGGAAAAACGAUUGAGACUAGACCCUAAAAUCUUGACUGUGUAUCUCUUUACACUUUCUAAUUUGGGCACACGCAGAACGGCGAAGGCUGGAUGUAUGGCAAUUUAGAGGCGCCGUUUAUUUACUGUAUACGUCGACCUAUUUUAGAUGCACAUCAUUAUGAAAUUCGCAAUCUAAUCUUGGAUGUUUCGCUUUAUGGAGGCACUUUACUAGGGCUAGAAUAUUUUUUUUUAAAGCCUCAGCUUAAAACUGGCGAUUUUAUGGAAUGUCAGCAAACUAUUUUAUUGUUUGAAGCAAGUAAUACUUCUUAGUUGUCCUUAAUCAAUUACUUUACAGGUGAAGCAAGCCCCUGGUAGUAGUAUCACCGUUAUGAGAAGUGAAAGGUUUAGUAAAAUUUCCAGUAUUAGUUCGAGUGGGUCUUCCCUCCUUGUGGCUUGUUUCUGUCCUAGCUGGGGAUGUAAAAUGCAGUCGGUAGCCGGUAGAAUGAACUCCUUAUCCAUUUCUGUACCAGAACUUUUAUUACUGAAGUAGCAACUAGCCUUCUCCACAUUUAAAAAUUGUGCCAAGUUAUAAUCAUAUUGUGUAUACACUUGGAAAUGGUGCUGUUUAAAAAGUGUAUUUAUACAGUAACAGUAUAUGAAUUCAUUAAUCUUGCCUAGAACUUUCCUCCUUGCACCCUUCCCCUCCAAUUUGCAGUUGUUUUAAGAAGUAUUUGAUAUUAAGAUCUAAAGAAAGGCCAAAGUGCAGUACUAAUUCACCCUAAAUUGCCCAAUCAAGGUUCUAAAUAGUAGAGAAAAGCUCAUUCCAGCUGUUGCCUCUCAAGCUAAAUGGAAAAUGGAAUCCCUUGAGCUCUAUGAGGUUAAUGUGAUAACCUGUGUUCAAGUAGGUUCCACUUCAGGCUGUGUAUGGCUUUAGACAUAGGCAGAACGAGCACUAACUAAAGGAAAUAAUUGUGUAGGCUGGAGGACAAAGAGCCUCCCUCACCACCCUUUUCUAACUAGAAGAUCCUAGCCUGUUUCUGGAAUCCUACCAGCUAUCCCUAAGGGAGAUUAAACUUGAUACUUAGGCAAAGAUUUUUUGUUUUUUAAAUGCAAUUUUUAAGCAAAAGUUCUUAACCCCCACUGCACCCCUGAUUCUCAUUCUUAAACCCACGAUGCUGAAGGUCACACUAUGGCAUGUAGCAGUAUUUGCAUUUGGAGCCUGGCUACCAUCAAGAAAUACAGGAUUCAAAACGGAAUUAAGAUGAACUCAUCUGGAGCAUACAAACUAUAACUCUGAUGACACCAACAAGAGACUUAGUCUAAGUAUACAGAGCUUCCAGUAGUAGUUUAGCUACGGUGUUAGAGGUUGCCUACAGCAAAUCUGGCUUGAUCUGGAACACCAGGAAGCUAUGAGAGGCUAAGAUACGUAUAACGUGGUAGCCGUGGGCCUUUUUCGUCAAAGGAAGAUGCAGCUUAGCCAGGAAAAAAAAACUUCCAGCCCUAUGUAAUUCCUUUCUUAUCAUUUCCUAGAAAAUAAUCCAAUUUGCUGGUUUUGCUUUUAGGCUAUUAUGAAUUCCUAUUCUCCCACCACUCUGUUCUACCUUUUCAAAAGGGUCGCUAUCAACAGACUGGUGUGUCCUCACAGGCCAGUACUAAGCAGGCAACGGGAUAAACUUAGCUACUUUAUAUUUUUAAAAGGGCCAAAUUUUAGACUGUUUCUAGUUCUCAAGCAUAUGCCUUGAAAUAUCUUCUACAUAUGGAAAUCUGAGAUGGGAUGUGCCCACCAUAAAUUUCAUAUUCUGAUACCGAUAUUCUUUUACCAAAACUGGGAAUGUUUUGAACAUGGAGUGUCUUAAGGCCUCAAGUCAGGAAAGCAUCAAGAGGGGUAUCCAGGAGACCCUCACUUCAACUAGUAGGCAGUGCUAGUAAUCCCACUUAAAAGCACCCCAUUCCAGCCUCCACCAUCUAGACCCCCCCACCCCCCAAACAGCCUGGUUUCCAGCUGACACUGAAAGACUGGGAGUUAAAGCAUGAACAGAGGAGUAACUGCCUUAGUAUUACAGUUAAUUUUCUAGAAAUCUCUUCUGAAAUAACCACAUCCUAAUACAGUUAAAUGCAAUACUUGGAACUCUUCACUUAAUCUGAAACAAAUACUUUCCAAAAUUAAAUUAAGGUAAAAAGGUAAAUUAUAUUCAACUUUUCAAAGUUCAAAAAAUAUAUAUACACAAAUUAGUUACCUUCAUAAGCACGUGGUGCAUGCUUGGCUAAGUUACAGAGGUAUAUGGAAUCCCCAAAUUCACUUCAACAAAUGUGUACUGCCCUAACUUGUUCUUUUUCUUAGCCAUUUCCAGUGACUUUUAAUUUUUUGUAUUCUAAUCAUUCUACCAAGUCCUUUUUGGAAAAACUUGUCAUAGAUUUGAUUCAUUAAAGUAAGCUAAAUUAUA
This is a messenger RNA of Choloepus didactylus (southern two-toed sloth), 3757 nucleotides long. It is a transcript of the gene NANOS1, whose product is annotated as nanos C2HC-type zinc finger 1. The record is from RefSeq and is a predicted model, not a curated record. The transcript has a single exon. Gene Ontology annotation, molecular function: zinc ion binding; mRNA binding. Gene Ontology annotation, cellular component: perinuclear region of cytoplasm. Gene Ontology annotation, biological process: negative regulation of translation; oogenesis. Bases 331 to 1176 code for a protein of 281 amino acids. Lineage: Eukaryota; Metazoa; Chordata; Mammalia; Pilosa; Megalonychidae.